CGUCCUUCCUCAACGCCCGCCGUGGUCAACUUCGUGUCGGCGACUGCUGUGGCAGACUUUGGCGCGCACUUCCUUCAAAGGGGGUUGUCUAACUUUUGAUGGAAUCCAGCUGUUGUCAAAAUACUCUGGGGCCCCGUUUAUUUGCAUAGCUAAACAAUCUGUAGAGAGUACGGAGUGUCUAGAAACGGAACACUUCGUAUUGUAAGACACUCCCCCUUUACUUGGUCAAUGCACUGUUGCUUUAGGUCGACGGAAGAGCGCCUAACCAAAGCCAGGUGUUGGUUUUCGCGUUAACACGCUGACUGGGGGAGGCGAGGACGCCACAUUUACGCAUUGAUCCUGCACAUCUGUGGAGGUAGUGCGGAGUUCUGCACUCUUUUACAGACGGACUUCUUGGGCCGCUUUAAACGUGAUUUCAAGGGGGAUCCCAAGGACUCAUAAAAACAUGUUAUUUGCAAUACGUGGCUCAAGUUCCCCGCCAUAUGAGAGAAUGCUGACAGUUCUUGCAUUUGCGUUAUGUUGCAUUCACUCUGGAAAAGCUCAGACUUGCACUGAAGGUUUCGCAUAUGACCGGCGGAGCAGGCAAUGCAUUGAUGUGGAUGAGUGCCGGACGGUGCCAGAUGCCUGUCGGCUGGACAUGCGUUGCGUCAAUCAGAACGGUGGUUACUUGUGCCUCCCGCGCAGCCUGUAUACUCAGUCCUAUGCCAGGCCUGAGGGCCCCGCCUACCCUGAGGGCCCUGCUUACCCGGAGGGCCCCGCUUACCCGGACACAUCGGUGGGCUUCGGCGAUCCCCAGUUUGCCCCACCGCCUCCAGGGCCCGUGGCUCCAAGCUACCCCAUAGUGAGCCGCACAGCGCCCUGCGUCCUUGGCUACUCGCUCGGAGAGGAUGGCACCUGCGUUGACAUCGAUGAGUGUGAGGUCAACACUCACCAGUGCAACCCCACCCAAGUGUGCUUCAACACGGACGGAGGAUACACCUGCUCCUGCACAGAGGGCUACUGGCUGGUCAGUGGACAGUGUCAAGAUAUCGACGAGUGUCGCUAUGGUUACUGCCAGCAGCUGUGUGCCAAUGUGCCAGGGUCGUACUCCUGCUCCUGCAACCCCGGCUUCCUGAUCAACCCGGACAGCAGGACGUGCUCAGAUAUUGAUGAGUGUGCAGACGAGCCGUGCUCCCACGCCUGCUUCAACACCUACGGCUCCUACAUGUGCAACUGCGAUGAGGGCUUUGAGCUCGGCUCUGAUGGCACCUCCUGCAACGAUCUGGAUGAGUGCAGCUUCUCAGACUUCCUGUGCCAGCACACGUGCGUGAACACGCCCGGCUCCUUCUCCUGCAUCUGCCCGCCGGGAUAUUAUGUGUUUGAGGAUGGCAGAAGCUGUGAAGACGUCAAUGAAUGUGACACUGGUAACAACACCUGUACAACAGCACAAGUGUGUUUCAAUUUCCAGGGAGGGUAUACAUGUCUGGACCCUUUACAAUGUGAACCGCCUUACAUUGAAUUUGGUGACAAUCAGUGUAUGUGCUCAGCUGAGAACCCAGCAUGCAGGAAUAAGCCCUUUACUGUCCUGUACCGGCACAUGGACCUGUCCUCAGGUCGCAGUGUGCCCGCCGACAUCUUCCAGAUGCAGGCCACCACGCGCUACCCUGGGGCCUUCUACAUCUUCCAGAUCAAGUCGGGCAACGAGGGCCGAGAGUUUUACAUGCGGCAAACCAGCAACGUCAGUGCCACCUUGGUGCUGUCUCGACCCAUUCGGGGGCCCAGAGAAGUGGUCUUGGACCUGGAGAUGGUCACAGUCAACAACGUGAUCAACUUCCGAGGGAGCUCAAUCAUCCGGCUCACAAUAUAUGUCUCAGAGCACCCCUUCUAAAGGCCUUUGCUGUGUGUGUCCGACCACCCAGUUCUAUUCCCUAACACUCACAACUCAACCUGGUUCCCUCAACUUCAGUCCGUAACUCUGCCAGGACAAGGCAUCAGGCAGCUCAGUUUGUCCAUUUGAUAUACUAAUCUGCAUUUUCUUUCAACUAUAAUUUUGUUUUAUGUGUGAAUGUAUGAGUGAGUAUGUCAGUAUGAGUGCUGGGGACCCUCCAGUCUCCCAACAACUGGACACUGUAUUACAAGGCUGCCUGCUCAAGAGCACUUCAUCUUCCAAGCUGAAGGAUAUUUAUGUAUAAGUAACGUAAGUUUGUUUGUGUCUGUUACCCCACACCUCAAAUUGCUUUUUUUUAUUUUUUAUAUUAAGCCAAAUGUCUAACUGUUGCCAAAGAUGAAAGAAGAAAUUGCCUUUUUGUCUUGUUAUUAUUCACCUGGGUUUGCCUCAAUAUCUGUUUCCCUUUACCUUUUGGUGAAUGAACUGUGAAAGCAUUUUUAUCACAUAACAGUUUGCCUGUGCUUGGCAGUGGCCUUUUAGUUAAACAUUAUGGGUGAGAAAUGAAGUCAGUAUUAUCUUUGUUGACAGGCCAUAUUACGUGAUUCUGAUUGUAAUAAUUAUUGAAAAUCUCCCUUCCAAAUGAUUUUUUUAUUGUGUUGUGGACAUAUGUUUUUAUUUUGUUUGUUUGAUUUGUUUUUUUUAAUUAUGUCCCCCCAGAGUGCCUGGUCAGUGUAAUAAAGAUGUACUUGACCU
Sardina pilchardus (European sardine) is the source of this 2620-nucleotide messenger RNA. It is a transcript of the gene fbln5, whose product is annotated as fibulin 5. Gene Ontology annotation, molecular function: calcium ion binding. NCBI's taxonomy places the organism in Eukaryota, Metazoa, Chordata, Actinopteri, Clupeiformes, Clupeidae. Bases 446 to 1867 code for a protein of 473 amino acids. The record is from RefSeq and is a predicted model, not a curated record. Gene Ontology annotation, biological process: elastic fiber assembly. The transcript is spliced from 11 exons.